AAAAGAGCAAGAGAGGCAGAGAGAAGAAAAGACACAAAACUUGUGACUUGACAAAAGAGGGCAGGUACCAGAGGCAGGACCAUGAGGGUCAGUGUGGGACUCUUCUCUGCGUUGGCUCUGUUCCUCCUGAUUGGGGCAGCAUUGUCACAGAGACCUCGACUGAAACCUCGAAAGCCCACGAAGCGCCCAACCACGACCAGGAAGCCCCCGGUCCAUCGGCCUCCUCCACCAAUGCAGCCUGAGCCCCAGGAACCCACAGACUUCCCCCCACCGAUCCUGGGGCCACCUUCCGUCUUUCCUGACUGCCCCCGGGAGUGUUUCUGCUCCCCGUCCUACCCGAAUGCCCUCAACUGCGAGAACCGUAACCUCCGUAGAAUCCCUCUCAUCCCAUCCAGGACCCACUACUUAUACCUGCAGAACAACUUCAUUUCAGAAGUGACUGCAGAUCCAUUCCGCAAUGCCACCGAGCUGCGAUGGGUCAACAUGGCCAACAACCGUAUUCAACGCAUAGACAAACAGGUGUUUGAGAAAGUCCCAGGGCUGCUGUACCUCUACAUGCAGCGCAACCAGCUGAAGGAGGUCCCCUCAGCCCUCCCAGCAGGCCUCGAGCAGCUGCGCCUCGGCAGGAAUCUUAUUUCCAAGAUCCCACCUGGGGCCUUCAGCAAGAUGGAGCACCUGACUCUGCUGGAUCUGUACCACAACCAGCUGAGUGACAGCGACCUGGGAAAGAACACCUUCAGGGACCUGAAGAAUCUGAUGCAGCUCAAUCUGGCCCACAACAUCCUGAAAAAGAUGCCCGCUGGUGUACCCAGUGGCCUCAUACAGCUCUUCCUGGACAAGAACCGCAUUAAUGACAUCCCAAGAGACUACUUCAAUGGCUUCACUAAGCUGGCGUUUGUGAGGCUGAACUACAACCAGCUGAGUGAUAAAGGAGUUCCUAAGACUGUGUUCAACAUAUCCACCCUGCUGGACCUGCAGCUGUCCCACAACCAGCUCGCUUCUGUUCCUCUGUUCAACGGACACCUGGAACACCUGCACCUCAACGACAACAGCAUUGAGAGUAUCAAUGGCACCCAGAUCUGCCCAUAUAGUCUGCACGCUGAUCUGAGUGAUCUCAGCCUGGCGCCCAGAUUAAGGUACCUGCGUCUGGACGGAAAUCACCUGCACCCACCCAUUCCUCUGGAUGUCAUCAUGUGCUUCAGACACCUGCACUCUAUUGUCAUUUAGAAGAAGCUGUGCCUGGAGGCCACACAAAUACACACAGUCUCACACAUACACAUAUGCAUGCACAUUUUGCACACACACACACACACACACACACACACACACACACACACACACACACACACAAUUACUGUGUACAGACUGAGGUAAAAGCAAGGGGUGCUUAUUUAAAUAUAAGCAAAAGGUAUAGCUACACUUACAUACUGUAGAAUUGCAUAAUUGACAGAGGGACCUUAAUAAAAAAUCAAAUGUGUAAAACUUUGAAAGUUUAAGAUGAUUAACUUUGAUAAUUAAGUUCCUUGCUGCCAGAUUCUUGAAAAUCAGACAUUACAGAGGUAAAAAUCGACAUAAAAACCAACUAGUUUGGUCUUCUUGAAGUGUGGAUGUGCCAGCAUUUAAGAUAAUGUUUUUCUAGGAGCUGCAGUUUUAUCUGUAAGUUUUUGUUUAUAAUUAUACAGACGUAGCAAAGGCUAGAAUAAGUAAAGCCUGAAAAUACAGGUACAUAGACAGACAUGCUACAGAUACUGAAGGUAGUUACGCUCAUGGCAGCAUUACGAAUAGCACAUAACGUAAGAGUAGCAGGGGUGACUGGAGCAGAGUUGUCACCAUGGGAACAAACUGCUGUGGAUGUAAGGAGAACUUGGUGAAAACAUAACUACCAUGUAGUUGAACCUGUCCCACAUGUGCCUGUGAUUUUCAAGGUACUCCAUGUAAAAAUGUCAUUUUAUUAUUUUAUGUAUAAAGCAGCUUUGUACAAAUUAUAGAAAAUAAAACAUUUUCUUU
Molecule: messenger RNA, 2007 nt
Organism: Myripristis murdjan (pinecone soldierfish)
Lineage: Eukaryota; Metazoa; Chordata; Actinopteri; Holocentriformes; Holocentridae
Gene: prelp
Product: proline/arginine-rich end leucine-rich repeat protein
Exons: 7
Coding region: 82-1227 (381 amino acids)
Molecular function (GO): protein binding
Source: RefSeq, a predicted model, not a curated record